Colletotrichum gloeosporioides is the source of this 7674-nucleotide messenger RNA. Its product is annotated as ATP-dependent bile acid permease. Lineage: Eukaryota; Fungi; Ascomycota; Sordariomycetes; Glomerellales; Glomerellaceae. Gene Ontology annotation, biological process: transmembrane transport. The record is from RefSeq and is a predicted model, not a curated record. Gene Ontology annotation, cellular component: fungal-type vacuole membrane; fungal-type vacuole. Gene Ontology annotation, molecular function: ABC-type peptide transporter activity; ATP binding; ATP hydrolysis activity. The transcript has 6 exons. The coding region runs from base 1 to 7674 and encodes 2557 amino acids.
AUGAGCAACUUUGCUCAGUGUAGCUGGCCAAUAUGGCAGAUCGAUGAUCUCACGCCGUGUUUCCAGCAGGACUAUCUGAAGAUUCUCUUCCCUCUGAUUAUAAUAGGAUUUUCAUUCCUCCACCUCGCCGUGCAGACUCUUCGAAGCAUUUCCAAGAAUCGCAAACAUGGAUACGAACAGGUUUCUGACGAACAUCACCACUCGCAUACCGAGCUUCCUUCCGAGGAGACCGCCGACGACGAUGAGGACGACGACGAGGCACUCACCAUGAACGGUGGUGGCCGCUUGGCUCUGGUCAAGACCACCACCAAAGGAUCCAUUGUCCAGGCCGACAGCCCCCACGGUCAGAACCUCUCCAUCGUCGUGGAGGAGCUUGCGAUUGCUGGUCUGAUUGCCAUUCACAUUAUUUCGUUGGUUACUGGUUCUGUUGCCGGCGGCCACGGCUUGAUCGUCACCAUCGUUGGCCUCGUCAACUGGGUUUACGUCGCUAUCCUUGUCACACUGCGCCUCUUCUUGGGAAACACAAAGUGGCGCGUGCCUCGCAUCUGGAACCACACGGCCUUCAUCUACCUCUUCCAGUGGCUGUUUACCGUUGCAAUCUUCCGCUCUGUUAUUGUCAACCCGCCUCCUCAGCUCGCGCAGAUCCUCGUCAUUCUCGAGUUUGCGUUGACCACCCUGCUGUUUGGCCUUGCUGUCACUACGAGAAAGGGCAACAAGACGGUGCUGUUGGAGUGGGAAGAUGGAAUUGAGCCUUCUCGCGAGCCUUUGGCCUCCCUCUUUUCCUUGGCUACCUUCUCCUGGUUCGACCCCCUGAUCCUGCGCGGGUACAAGGAGACUCUUGAGAUGAAGAGUGUCUGGAACCUCAUUCCCAAGGAGAAGGCUGCAGCCGUAUUGGCGGACUACAGAACACUCAAGAGGACCGGGGCCCUGUCAUGGCACUUGAUCAAGUACUUCAAGGCCGAGCUUCUGAGCCAAUUCGCCUUGGCAGUCCUGGCUGGUAUCUUUACUUUCGCCCCAACGAUGUUGCUCAAGGCCAUCCUAGAGUAUGUGGAGCGUCCCGAAGGAGCUCCGAUCAACGUCCUGUGGCUGUACGUGAUCCUGCUGCCCGUUCUCGACAUUGUGAGAUCGUUCGCCGACGGCAUGGCUCUGUGGAUUGGUCGCAAGAUUUGCAUUCGCAUUCGUGCCAUCAUGGUUGGUGAAAUCUAUGCCAAGGCCCUUCGUCGCAAGGCCGCCGCAGGCAAAGAUAAAGAACUCGGCAUGAAGAAGCCUUCUGGUUCCGAGAAGAAGGGCUUCUUCGCAAAGGUCAAGUCCAAGUUGGGUUUUAAGAAGGCCAGCGACGCCGAGUCCGCCAACGGUGCCGCAAAGGACGCUGAGAAGAAGGACGACGAGCAGGCUAACCUGGGCACCAUCAUCAACCUGAUGUCUGUGGACAGCUUCAAGAUCUCUGAAGUCACCGCUUACCUCCACUUCAUCUGCGCAUCCGCUCCUACUCAGCUGGUCAUUGCAAUUGUUCUGCUCUGGCAAGUUAUGGGUCUCAGCGCCAUCCCCGGUCUCGUUGUCAUGGCUUUGCUCUUGCCCAUCAACUACAGCUUCGCCCGAGGCUUUGCCAACACGUCGAAGAAGAUCUUGGGAGCUACCGACAAGAGAAUCAAUGUGACCAACGAAGUCCUCCAAAACAUCCGCAUUAUCAAGUACUUCGCAUGGGAGGCUAAGUUUGGCCGAAUCGUGGACGAGAAGCGUGCUGCGGAGUUGAAGGCUCUCCGAUCCCGCUACAUCAUCUGGUCUUUCGCGGUUGCCGUUUGGAACUCCGUGCCUGUUCUCAUCACCUUCUUCUCUUUCCUGAUGUACACUCUCGUCGAGAAGAAGCCCCUUUACCCCUCCGUGGCCUUUACUGCCAUCUCGCUUUUCAUGCUUCUGCGUGUUCCUCUCGAUCAAAUGGGAGACAUGUUUGCUCACGUUCAGGAAACCAAGGUCUCUUUGGACCGUGUCGAGGAGUUCCUCACCGAGGAGGAGACGGAGAAAUACGAGCAACUUGGCGAGGACAAUGUGGACGAGAACGGCAACAAGGUUAUCGGCUUCCGCAAGGCAACUUUCAUCUGGGGUGGCAAGGACGUUGUCGCGGACGAUGGAUCCCUCGCUUUCCGUCUCAUGGAUAUGGACGUUGACUUCCGCAUCGGAAAGCUCAACAUCAUUGCUGGACCCACAGGUUCUGGAAAGACAUCUAUGCUCAUGGCUUUGCUGGGAGAAAUGACUCUGGUGGAUGGCAAGGUGUACUGCCCUGGUGGUCGCAGCCGUGAGGAAGUCCGCGCUGAUCCCGAAACCCACUUGGCGGAUACGGUUGCUUAUGUCGCCCAAGCUGCUUGGCUUGUGAACGCCAACAUCAAGGAGAAUAUUCUUUUCGCUGCACCUUACGAUGAGAAGAGAUACCGAGACGUCAUUGUCGCUUGCGCCCUGGAGCGUGACCUGGAGAUUCUCGAUAACGGCGAUGAGACUCUGGUUGGUGAGAAGGGCAUUACUCUUUCUGGUGGCCAGAAGCAGCGUAUCUCUCUUGCCCGCGCCAUCUACUCCAACUCUCGGCACAUUCUUUUGGACGAUUGCCUCAGCGCCGUGGAUUCCCAUACCGCGCAAUGGAUUUUCAACAAUGCUAUCAAAGGUCCUCUCAUGGCCAACCGAACCUGCAUUCUCGUCACGCACAACCUUACAUUGUGCGCUCCCUCAUCCCACUACAUCGUUACUAUCGAAAAUGGCAGAAUUGGUGCCCAAGGUCCAUCGGGCGAACUCAUCGCCUCCGGUAAGCUCGGAGAGGAGAUCCAGAAGGCCGCCAUCAACUCCGCCACAGUCUCACGCAUUCCAUCCCGUGUACCGUCUAGCGUCGGCGAGGAUGGUUCCGAAACCGUCGUCAACCCAGGCGACGAGAACACCACCGAUGCCCGAUCCAAGAAGAACGACAAGAAGAAGAAGGAGACGAAGGAUGCUAUGGAGGAACACAAGGCGGAGGGCUCCGUCAAGUGGCCUGUCAUCCAGUUGUACUUGUCAUCCAUGGGCCCUUGGUGGUUCUGGAUCGUUGCCCUUAGCGUAUUUGGUCUCCAGCAGCUUUCAGGUGUUGCAACUAGUUGGUGGGUGCGGGAGUGGGCCAAGCAGUAUCUUCAGACGGAAGAGCAGUCCAUGACAUUCUCGACUUCAUCUCACAGUUACAGCUCUCAGUCGUUGUCUCCCACUUACUUCGCCUCCAUCGCCAAUAUUGGGGAGAGAAUCAGCUCGUCGUUCUCCACUACCGACAAUUCCGACGUCAACGUUACUUAUUACCUGACCAUUCUUGCCAUUAUCGGUGUCGCAGGCUCGGCCACAGCCUUCAUCAGAGAUAUCUGGGUCUUCUACGGUUCUUUGACGGCCUCUAAGAAGAUUCACAACGAUCUUAUCUCCCGCGUCUCGAGGGCCAAGUUCAAGUUCUUCGAUGUUACUCCCUUGGGCCAGCUCAUGAACCGUUUCAGCAAGGACCUUGAGGCAGUCGAUCAAGAAGUCGCUCCGAUCGCUAUCGGCGUCUUCGGAUGUGCUCUUGGAAUUCUAGUCACUGUCGUCCUGAUCACUGUCAUCACCCCUGGCUUCCUCAUCGCUGGUGUCUUCAUCACCGCUGCUUACUGGUUUGUUGGCUCGUUCUAUCUCCGAGCUUCUAGAGACUUGAAGCGUCUGGAAUCCGUCCAGCGAAGCCCUCUAUUCCAGCAAUUUGGCGAGACCUUGUCGGGAAUGACCACUAUUCGUGCCUAUGGCGAUGAGCGCCGUUUCAUCCGCGAGAACCUGACAAAGAUCAAUGUGCAGGCGCGUCCUUUCAUCUACCUCUGGGCUGCUAACCGAUGGCUUGCUUUCAGAACUGAUGUUCUUGGAGACAUGGUGUCUUUCUUUGCUGGAGUCUUCAUCAUUUUCAGCCUUGGCACCAUCGAGCCUGGACUUGCCGGUAUUUCUCUCAGCUACGCCAUUGGAUUCACGGAGAACGUCCUGUGGCUCAUUCGCCUUUAUGCCAUCAAUGAACAGAACAUGAACUCAGUGGAGCGCAUCAAGGAGUACCUGGAUGUUGAGCAAGAGGCCGAGCCCAUUGUGGAGAAGAACCGCCCCCCUGAGAACUGGCCCAGCCAGGGAUCUGUCGAAUUCAUCAACUACUCUACGCGUUACCGCCAGGAUCUUGACCCUGUCCUUAGAAACCUCAGCUUCAAGAUCAACCCCAAGGAGAAGGUCGGCAUUGUUGGUAGAACGGGAGCUGGCAAGAGUUCGCUAGCCCUGGCCAUCUUCAGAGCUUUGGAGGCCGAUGAGGGCAAGAUCUUGAUCGACGACAUUGACAUCGGACUGAUUGGACUUCGCGACUUGAGAGAGUCUAUUACCAUCGUCCCCCAGGAUCCUACGCUCUUUAUGGGCACUAUCCGCAGCAACCUCGACCCCUUUGACGCGUACACGGAUGAGCAAAUUUUCGAGGCCCUCCGCAAGGUUCAGCUCAUCGGACCUAACGAGUCGACGACUAGACCUACGACACCCUCUGCCUCGUCGAUGUUGCCAGCUACGCCCAACCUCGGCCUCAUCCAGGGCGAGACAAACUCGAGCCCUGCUUCUUCCAUCGCACCUACGAACAAGAACGUCUUCCUCAGCCUAUCGUCGACUGUCUCGGAGUCUGGCUCCAACUUGUCUCAAGGCCAGCGUCAACUUCUUUGCCUCGCCCGAGCGCUCUUGAAGCGCCCGAAUGUGCUGGUCAUGGACGAGGCAACGGCCUCCAUUGACUAUGCCACCGACACCAAGAUUCAGGAAACGAUUCGCGAACUGACCAGCACCAUCAUCACCAUUGCUCACCGUCUACAGACAAUCGUGGACUACGACAAGGUGCUCGUUCUGGAUAAGGGAGCCGUUGUCGAGUACGGCCACCCAUACGAGUUGAUUCGCAAGGAGAACGGCAGCUUCCGGGGCAUGUGCGAUAUGAGUGGAGAGCUAUCUAUCCUGAUCAAGGCCGCCAAGAAGAAGUGGGAUUCCGGAAGGCUAGUCGACAUUGACGACGAGGAAAUCGGUGACAGCCAGGCGACGGCCGUCGAGGAUGAAGCCCAGAAGAUUACCGAAGAGGCCAAGGCCAAGGCCGAUGAGGAGGCUAAGCAAAAGGCCGAGGAAGAGGCCAAGAAGAAGGCUGAGGCUGAAGCCCAAGCCAGAGAGAGAGCGGAGCAAGAUGCCAAGAAGGCACAGGAGGCAGAUGAGGAGGCGAAGAGAAAAGCGGAAGAGGACGCCAAGAAGAAGGCGUCUGACGAGGAAGCAAAGACGCACUCUACCCGCAACAACACCAACAUUUCCAAAAUGUCCAUGCCAGGCGCCUUCUCCCCGGAGCUGCCCCCUUCCAAAGCAGCCCCCGAAGACGCCAAGUCCAACAACCCGCCGCCCCUCCGCCUCGACCAGCCCAACGACGCAUACUCCCUCCACACAAACGACCCCUACUUCGAUAACCCGGCCGCCGCAUCUUCAAGCGCCGCCCUGGACCUGCCGCCUUCCUACACCGACGACCCUGCCGCCGAGCCCCCGAUUCCCUCCCUCCUGCUCGCAGACGAACACGCCGCCCCGAAUCUCUUCCGCAGAGAUCCCGCAACCGGCAACGAGAUCCACAUCUCCAAGCGUCUCGACACAGACCCCGCCUACCUCGAAUCCUUCAUCACCUCCCUCGCCCAGCUCCCUCCGCGCCCCUACGUCCGCGUCCGCGGCACCCACUCCAGCACCGUCCACAAGUCGGAAAACAAGACCGAGUCCAAGACCGUCGUCGACUUCGACCUUCACCUCGACCUCACCCCCUUCCUCUACCGCGAUAUUUCCGCCCGCCAGUCCUGGCGCGACCUGCGCACCGCAGACAACUUCUCAAAGGUCCGCCGCGGCACCGUCUUCCCAACCCGCGCCCCGGGCUUCGGCGGCUCCUCCUCCGCCGGCGGCGUCGUCGAGGGCAGCAAGCCCCCGACCCUGCGCGAGUGGUGCCACCGCUACUGCGCCUCCCACGCCGGCCUGAAGACCUUCACCCUCUCCCGCACCGUCACCGGCUUCGACGACGACGAGCGCCUCAAGGGCCGCCUCGAGGAUCUCGUCCGCUCCACCCACUACCGCGGCCGCAUCGACGUCAGCUUCCCCGUCCGCGACGAGCGCGUCGACGUCUACAACACCUGCCGCGUCAACCGCUGGCGCUUCUCCAGCUGGGUGCGCUGGCUCUUCUACCUUACCUUCCUGUGGGUCUUUGCCUGGCCGUACCUCUUCUUCCGCACCAAGCGCUUCGAGGUCGUCGAGGCGGAGUGGCCCUUCUCUCGGCGCAAGCGGGACCCGCAGACCGGCCGCGUCGUCGGGAGGGAAUACAUCACCGUGUCCGAGGACCAGUGGUACAACAUGUGGGCCAGGGCCAUCCACCGUGCCGUGAUGGAGCGGCGCCAGGGCGAGCUGGACCAGCGGGACCUCAGGGAUGCCGAGGGCCGCCAGGAUACCAGCUUCGAGGAUGUCCUCGCGGGCAUGGACGAUGAGAGAACCAGGGGCAUCGUGAGAGCUGGCGUGAGCGCGAUGAACGUUGUGAACCGUCACUUUGGCUGGGGCGUCUCGAAUCCGCGCCGAGUGCUGGCCGUCUCGCUGGCCGAGUCGACGCAGCAUCUCAGCAGGGUAAUCAAAGACCUCACUGGCGCCGUCCCGGAACCUGCCUCAACCUCCCUGGCCGGCACCACGCAUCUCCUCGACAUCAAGACGAGCUACUACACCGCCCAGGUGCCCAUCUGGCUGGACCUCAUCACCUCGCCCGCCGAGUGGUCCGCCUCAUUCCUGUCCCCCGAGGCGAAGGAGGUCCUCUCCGUUCUGGGCGGGUUGGCCGUCGUCUUCGCCCUGCCGUCGCCGCCUUCUUCCACGACAACAGCAGCACCACCAUCAUCAUCAUCACCGCCGCCAACAGUAGCAGCGCCGCCGCCGCCCACCGCGGACGAGACCCGCGCGCUCAUCUCGGAAGUCGGCAAGGUCGUGCGCGAAGGGCUCGGCGGGUGGGCAUGGGACGGCGUCGGGCUGGGCAUCGGCGUCGGCGAGGGCGACGCGGAGGAGUGGGAGGAGCUGUGCGCCGAGUGGGGGCUGGAGUUUGUGCAGGUGCGCGGGGGCAAGAAGGAUGACGGGCGGAACGAGUUUGGAGAAAAAAUGGGCAUCCCACGAGUCCUCGAGGCGCUGGAAUCAAACGACUGGGCUGCCGACGCCGGGCCGGACGUCGACUCUGACCUUGAGGAGGUCGAGGCGGAGAUGGCGGGCCUGCCGCGCAAACCUAGACCACUCGCUGACGGAGACGACGGGGACGAGUUCGACUUCGACCCGGAGAGCCUCGAUUUUGGUUUCGACCGGGCUGAUUUCGAGGGGCUGAAGAAGGCGAUCUGGAACCUGGAGCAGGAGCAGCAGCAAGUCGAUGAUGAGGACGAGGGCAAGGACGGUGAUAAGAAGAAGGAUGGUGAGGGCUCAAAGGAUGCAACGAAAAGGGAGGCGGCGAAGGCGGCGGCCGAUGAGGAGGAGGAGCGGCUUGAUGCCGAGGAGAUUGAGAAGCUGGAGGGGAUGAUGCGCAAGUUGCAGGCUGUCAGGGAUAUGAGCGCGGGGAUGCCUGUGGAGCAGGCGAGGAAGAUGGCCAAGAAGGCAGUGAGUGAGGUGAUGAAGGAGUUGUGA